Messenger RNA from Triticum aestivum (bread wheat), 1256 nucleotides. RefSeq names its product EEF1A lysine methyltransferase 4. Lineage: Eukaryota; Viridiplantae; Streptophyta; Magnoliopsida; Poales; Poaceae. Bases 149 to 967 code for a protein of 272 amino acids. The transcript is spliced from 8 exons. Gene Ontology annotation, molecular function: S-adenosylmethionine-dependent methyltransferase activity. The record is from RefSeq and is a predicted model, not a curated record.
CCAAGCUCGGGCACACCGGUACCGAUGCCGAUGCUCCUCCCACUCCCCCCAGCCCAGCUCACCUAAUACGCUCUCCUCUCCCUCUAUCCACCCCCACCUCCCUCGACCCGCUCGCUCGCUCGCCCGCGCCUCGCUCCGUCCCCGGGCGAUGUCGUCGUCGUCGCCGCCGCUGUCGCCUCGCGGGGCGGAGGAGGAGGAGGAGGGGGGCGCCAGGAGCGGCGGCGGCGUUGGCGGCGGCACGGUGUUCAGCUACGGGGAGGCGGGGUACUGGGACGCGCGCUACGUGGAGGAGGGCGGCGCGCCCUACGACUGGUACCAGCGCUACGCCGCGCUGCGCCCCUUCGUCCGCCGCUCCGUGCCGCCGGACUCGCGCCUCCUCAUGAUCGGCUGCGGCUCCGCGCUUAUGUCAGAGGAUAUGGCCGCUGAUGGCUACAUGGAGAUAAUAAACAUUGACAUUUCUUCGGUUUUAAUUGAGAUGAUGAGGAAGAAGUACUUCGAUCUUCCACAGCUACAAUACAUGCAAAUGGAUGUUAGAGAUAUGAGUAAAUUCUCUGACGAAUCAUUUGAUUGUGCCAUUGAUAAAGGUACUUUGGACUCUUUGAUGUGUGGUGUGGAGGCUCCUCUCAGCGCAGCUCAGAUGGUCCUGGAAGUGGACAGGCUACUUAAACCAGGGGGAGUCUUUAUGUUGAUAACUUAUGGUGAUCCAUCAGCGCGAAUUCCUCACCUGAACCAACCAGUAUGCAGUUGGAAAAUUGUACUGUACAUUCUGCCAAGACCUGGAUUCAAGGGAAACAUAAGAAGAUCUGUCUUCGACCCUGUUCCACUUACUGAGAGUGGUAGAUUGCCCGAGGGCUUUGUUCUGGAGGAUCCUGACUCUCAUUAUAUUUAUGUCUGCAAAAAGGGCCAAGAAUUAACAGGGAUAGAUUCUCCAACGUUAAGCCACUUGAAGUUGCAAGAUUCCGAGUGAGCUGUAGGAUAAUUCAUCUCACAAUAUUUGUGCAUUGUUGUGAUCCUUACAAGAUCAAACAGCGUGAUGCUGCCACCAUUAUGGCCAUCCAAAAAUAGAAAGUGUGCCUUUGCACGAGUAUAAUUUUUUUCAGUGAUCUUGUAAGAAUCAUCAAGUUAUUAUAUUGUGUUACCACUGGUUGUAAUGCGGUGCUGGAAGGAGGAUAUGAUUGUUUGGCACAUUUGAGGAACAGAAUUUGUCCCAGUUUCAUUCUCUGUGGAAUAGGAAAGAAAUUGCCAUUAUUUGUUGA